AUGCAAAAUAACGAAAUGUCUGAGCUUCCUAAUGGGUUUUUCGAUGGAAUGAAGGACAUCAUGAAAGUGUAAGUUUUUUUUAAUGGUCAGUGAAACGUACAAUAUUAUAUUACAUUAUGUUUCAAGUUUCCUGCAAUACCGACUCCGCAAAUAUUUAGCUGGUUUAGGUCAGUUUAACCUACUGAAAACUUGUAGCUAUACAGAGAUUGUUGUUGAAGUUACAAUCUUUUGCAAUUAUAUGGUUUCCUUUUUCCUUUUUUGAGGCCCCAUAUAAUCGCAGCCUACCUCACUUAGCUUCAAAAUCAGCGGAAAGUUUGGUGCCUCAAAGACCAUUCGAUUCACUAUCCCUAGAUUGAGCCAACAGCAACCUGGAAAAUAAAUUAUACCCCAUAUUUUGAUCAUGACCUUUCAGUGUGAGUGACAACAUAUCUUUUGCGUUUUUAUCCUCACUGUAUUUGCCCUCUACAUUAUGGAUUAUAGGAUAGUGGACACCAGUCUUAUGUGUUGUCAUCUGACCAAAGAAGACGCCCAAUGCACUGCUUUAUACGACGACAGCUUCGCCAGUUGCGAGAGCAUGUUCCGCGACUCAGCUCCACGUAAAAGUAUUUGGGCAAUCGGAAUCCUUUCUUUGCUUGGUGCUGUGUUCGUAAUUGUGUGGCGUCUAAUCUUUAAAGAGAGAAACGUAGUCCAGCUUAUCAUGUUAAUGCACUUAGCAGUUGGGGAUUGCUUGAUGGGCGUUUACUUGGUCACCUUAGGUGCCAAAGACCUGUUAUGGUCGGGAAGUUACUAUCUGCAUGACUUCCAGUGGCGAUCCGGUUUGUCGUGUCAGGUUACAGGUGCGAUCUCAGUGCUGUCCAGUGAGGUGUCUGUAAUGGUACUGGCGCUCAUCUCUGCUGACAGGCUGAAGAACAUCGUUUUCCCAUACCAUGGUAGAGGGCUGACUCGCAGGAAGGCACACAUUCUGUGCGCGAUUAUUUGGGUCCUUAGUUUUGUCAUCGCAUUCCUUCCCUCAGUGGCAUUGGCUACUUUUAUGACGCCCUAG
Molecule: messenger RNA, 1042 nt
Organism: Pocillopora meandrina
Lineage: Eukaryota; Metazoa; Cnidaria; Anthozoa; Scleractinia; Pocilloporidae
Source: the annotation of a GenBank genome assembly